AGGUUGCUACCCACAUUUCUCAUUACAACUAAAUUUGCCCUUUGGCAUGGUUUUAUAACAAAAUUAAUUAUUUUGAUCAACUUUAUAAAUAAAAAAAUCUAUAUAAUUUCUUUGCUCCAUUUAUAGUGCCUCAUACUCACAAAGCUAGAAAAAAAAAAAGUUACAAAUUUUGGUCUUUAAUUUGAGGUACUAAAAAAAAUGGGCAAUAGUUUUGGUUCCAAAAAGACCACAAAGGUGAUGAAAAUAGAUGGUGAAACAAUGAAGCUAAAAACACCAAUAAAAGCUGGUGAAGUGCUUAAGGAUCAUCCAGGUCUAGUUUUGUUAGAUUCUGAAGCAGUUAAGCAUUAUGGUGUAAGAGCAAAAGCAAUUGAAGCACACAAAGAAUUACAACCAAAAAGGCUUUAUUUUCUUGUGGAACUUCCAAAGGAAAUAAAACCAAGAAGGGUUCGGUCGGGGAUCAAUAUGAGCGCCAAAGAUCGUCUUGAUAAUUUGUUGCUUGCUAGGAGAUCUGCUUCUGAUUUGUCGAUUAUGAAACCAAUGAAAAUCGAAGAUAAUGAUGGCGGUGGUGGUGGUGAAGAGAAAGAUGUUAAGGAGAAUGGUGGCGGAGUGAGGUUGAAAGUUAGGCUUCCUAAGGCUGAAGUUGAGAAGUUGAUGAGAGAAUGUAAAGAUGAAGCUGAGGCUGCUGAGAUGAUUAUGCAAUUGUAUAAGGCUCAUGGAGGGAGAGAAAAGGAAACUGAAGUUAAGGACAAAAUAAGGACACCAAGACAGAAGAGGGUGAGUUUUCUGCCAAUAAACGAAGGAGGGAUUCAAGUAGCUGUGGCUUCAUAAUAACAAACAUAUAUUGCUGGAGAAUUUCUCACCAUAUAUAAAGAGGAGAUUUUGCUAUGUUUAAUUACUUAAAUAAAAGUCAUGAUGUUAUUCAUUCAUACCAUGAGUGGGAUUACAAUUUACAAGUGGUUACUAUUUUUUAGGUGUCUUUAUGAAUUAGUUUCAUUUCAUAGAAUAGAAUAAUCUUUAGUAAAAUUAGUUGCUAUUUAUUUAUUUCGAAGAGACACCAGAGGGUCCAGUUGUGACUUGUGACCCGUAGUUGUAACUCCUAUAUGUACAUAUUUGGAGACUAUUGAGAACAAACAUUAAUGAAUGAAUGACUUUAUAGUUAA
Trifolium pratense (red clover) is the source of this 1160-nucleotide messenger RNA. RefSeq lists its product as uncharacterized. Bases 199 to 828 code for a protein of 209 amino acids. The transcript is spliced from 2 exons. Lineage: Eukaryota; Viridiplantae; Streptophyta; Magnoliopsida; Fabales; Fabaceae. The record is from RefSeq and is a predicted model, not a curated record.